AUGUUAUAUUUUUGUUCAAACAUUCUCGCCAUCAAUGCGGUGGCAGGCUCCCUCCUCGACGACCUCUUCGAUGACGUCACUGCCAGCACUCUGAGAAACGGUGCAAUUUCCUUGACCCUUGUCGACCAGACAACUCUCGUCAUUCCUUCUUCACCAACCCUUCUUCCUGACGGUGUAUCGAAUCCAGCUCCCAACGCCGGCUCAACUCAUCCAGUUGGCUUCACUGUCGAUGGUAUUCCGAUUCGCGGCGUUCUCGCUGGAAACAACUGCGAUGUGACUCCAAUUGCGCUCAAAUUUUCCGACGAGUGUUUCAAAACUCUCUUGCCGAUCACUGCCAAGGGCUUCGAAAUGGACAUGGCUGCGUCUACCGAGAUGUAUUUCGUCCCGCCAAUGUGCCUGUAUGAGGACCUGGCUUCGUGCGACGAAGUUGAAACGACCGUCGGCUACGCUCUCGAUGGAUUUCCAAUCAAGAUGUCUUCGGACCCCCCUGCCGCUUCGGCCAUUGAUGAAUGCGGUGGUGGAUACGAUGCUGAUGGAAACUAUCGGUACCUCUUUCAAGAUAAGUUCCCCUACAGUGUCAGCUGCUUCAAAGGCGAGCUAAGUAUGAAGCUUCCAAUGGAUGAUGUGUUCUACUACGACGGUGGUGCUUGCAAAGAGCUCUAUGAAAUCGCCAGAGGAGCACAAGAGUAUGUCAAGCUAAACAACGGUGGGCAAGCGCUCCAUGACUACCUAAACUACGGCAAUUCCAACAAGACAACUAUUGCUGAUUCGGCAGACUCUUUGAAAGGACGAAUGUCUCAUGGUAACUACAGAGCUUCCCCAGAGGACGAGAGUGCCCCGGGCAAUAAUGGAGACAAGAAGAAGCUGAAAAAGAUCGAAAAGCCAAUGAAUCCUAUAGCUGAAAAGCUUCGUAUGCUCUUUGAUACAGCAAAAGGCUUGGAUAUUGAUAAGAUGAAUAUCGAUGGAGUAAAAGAAUUUUUUGAAAAAUCUCGCAAAAGAAGAGAAGAAGAAGACUACCUUUAUUCUGACAUUUCCAGUUACUACACGUACACGACAACCACCACGCAACAAAGUUCUACCUAUGCAGUUUAUGAUGAGACCGACUCGAUUGACGAAACGAUGCCCGCGGCGAAUUUCACAAUGGAUCUUCAGAAGGAAUAUCCGCUUUUGUUUGCUCCCUUCGGAUUCGUUCGGUUUGAAGAAUUUCAAUACUGCGAGGACGGAUCUGGUUGUGUAACGAUUUGCUCACAGCGAAAUUUACGAUCUCGUUGCAAAGAAGACAUCGUUGCCUGCGAUGGUUGUGAAGAUGAAAUUCCGGUUGUUGAGAAAAAAUGCCUUGGAUUCCAAGGCCUUUAUCGACCAGCAUACACCUGUCAGAUUAAGAAUGGGAGUGAAAUAAUCGACGACUUCACGUCCCCUUAUGGGUCAUAUAAUUCUGGUGAAUUCAAUCUAUACCCACGAAUGGGGAACGAAACCGACAUUUCCUGCUUUUUUACUGAUAUUCUCGGACGAAAAGUUGAAGAUAAAGAAUCAGGAUGUCCUGCAAAUUUGGUCAGAUCCUCACAAGAAAAAAUUUCAGCCUUCGAAACUUGCACUAGAGAUUCUGCCGCCACACUUCCACUUGAAUUCAAUGAGGCCGCUAAUUUGGAUCUACCUGAUGUCCUUGGUGCCAGCGCAAAUCUUCUCAAUUCAUGCGUCUGCCCCGAAGGAAAAGUUUGGUCGUUUCUUCAGAACUGGUGUAUCCCUCGAUCAUCUUGUAGCUCCAUGGAAUUCGAAGUACCCGUCCCUUGCGAAACAAGAGCUGAGGUUCACAAAGCAAACGGAUGGUACCCGCUUACCUGCAAAAAUGAGGAAGAUUACUUUCCAAAGUCUUGCAUGGUCUUCAAUGAAAUCUACAAUCUCUGCUUUGAAGUUGAUGACAAUGGAGAUAUCGAUAGAGACGGACGAUUGGAUAUCAUCGAUAUGACUGCUGAACCAGUUAAACCUGACAACGGACUUGAACCCGGCCAAUUCUAUUCACCCUGGGAACCGGUGGACUCUUGGUCAUACCAAGACUACUACGAUGAAUCGAUCACUUACCAAAGAACGUCAUUGGAUAAGUACACAUACGAAUUUAAAGAAGACAACUGCUUCCCUAUUCGCGCCGAGCUCUAUUUCCCAAUUGAUCACGCCUCUUUUGAGGGAUAUUCUCGGGUCUUACUGGAAGAAAACAAUUGGUCUCACUUCAGUUAUUAUUGCCGAUGCAUGGAAACAGAGGGUGAAAGCAUGUGCGACCCAGGUCAGAUGGUACGAUUUGUCUGUGAAGAUUUCCCCGAAGAUUACGGAAAUACUGACUCGUAUGAUGACUAUGGCAGUAUUGCGUAUCCUUCCUAUCCGGAAUACGGUAAUUACGGCGACUGGGGAUACAACAACUAUGAUUCCGACUCACUUCAAGCCAUGGCUCCAAAAAUCAUCAGCAAUGUGAUGGAUCAGCUAAUCUGGGGUCAACUUUCAAAAUACUCUUGCAUGGAGAUGUUCCUUCUCCAGCGAUACCACUCUGCAGGCACCUACUCUUGCACCGACGCCAUCAAGAACGUCUACACCGAGUGUCUCAAAACAUCAUUUUCGAUGGCCGGAGAAGAGAUCGCAACAAUGCUCGCGGAAACAGAAACUAAAGCGAUCGAGUAUUUCUUCUGUAUAAAGAAUUUGACGCCGAUGACCGUUGAAAAUUAUUUUUCAUACUGGGAUGAAAGCGUCUGGGACGUUUUCUACGGAGGCAUUGUUGAUAAGUACAAUUUGUAUGAUCUUGACUCCGGACGAAAAAGAAGAAGUCAUGAGACGAAUUCAACUACACCUUAUGCUCAGACAACAACUCCGGGCUAUGGAGACUAUGAUUGGCCGGAAACAAGUGGUAAUGAUUCUGAUAAUGAGAAAAGGAAACUGACAAAAGAUGAUGUCUACCAAUUGAUUAAAAUUGGUGCUCAUAUCGUUGAGUCGAAUCUCGCAACACUUGUUACAAGCCAUGCGGUGAAUAUUUCGGCUGCUUCAGUUGCCAAUGAUGACACUUUCUACAGUGGUAUGUGCACUCUUUGGGGUGAGAUGCAAAAAUCAGUCGACAAAGCAGCAAAGGAAGGAAUCAAGGAAACCAUCCACGGUGACUCUAUCGCAGAAAUGCUGAGCGUCUUUAAUCUUACAGACAGCGAGUGCUAUGAGAUCAAAGAGAAGAUUGAAGAAAUUUCUCCGGAAAUCGGAAUGACCUGGAACUUGACAUCCUCUUUCAAUCCAUUCUGCGAGAACAAGGAGCAGUGGCCGAAAUUACCUGACUUUAUCAAAGAAGAGAUGGGACCAUUCGAACUUCGCUGUGAGAUUCAUCAAUUUGCUGACCAAGUCGUUCAGUGCUUCAACGAGUACAUCCUCGGUCGAGUUCCACAUGGCGACAAUUACUGGAAGAAUAUUCUCCGAGCAGGAGUUUGCAGCUACAGCCGCAUUUCGAGAAACUGCCUUGGCAUGCCAUGGGUUGAAGCAGACAUCGAAGAAUUAUACGAAGAAGUUCUUGACGAUAUGUUCCGAUAUGAUGAGGAACAUGUUUUCAACGCGUUUGCGAUGAUUGCCCUCGACAAGAUCAGAGACUUUCCAACUGAAUUCGACGAGUUCAUGCAUUGGGCGUGGGCUGAAGCUCAGCGAUUUCUACCAGAAGAUAUCACAAGAGAGAUUGAGAUUUACGUCGGAAACCCUGCUGAGAAGCUCCUCAAAUUCAUCGAAGAUCUCGAAAAUGGCUUACUUAUCAACAAGAGUGGCAUCGAACGACCAAUUUGCAACAUGGGAACGCAGUUUCUGACAUUCCUGAAAACGAUCCUCUUCGAAGACGAAACUACCCUAUGCUCAUUCAUGUCAUCAGCCAUCGAAACUCACAAAGCUCUUCUUUACCAGACCCACGCAAAUUUCGAGAAUUUCUCAAAAUUCUGCACCUUUGUCGUUGAAAAAUUCGCAGAUAUGUUUGAGGAUAUGUUUUUGAGAGAUUAUAUCAAGAAAAUGCUCCUUGAAGAGGGAGUUAUCCCCCCAAUCUUCAUCAACAUCGCACUCAAUAUGUUCGAUACAAAGACUGCUUAUGAAAUCCGAAAAUUCUCGAAAUGGGAGAAACAAGAAUGCACCUACUUGCUACACUGGAGUGAAUGGAGUCAAUGCUCAGAAACUUGCGAUGGUGGAUACCGUCAUCGGGCUCAGAUUUGUAUGGAUAAGACAAUGAGCCAGGUCGAGCCUUGCAACACUUUUGAGUGUGCUCUUCCUUGUUCUGUAAUGGCAAAUGUGCCGGAUGAAUUUAACAUAACCACGUACAAGGUCGACUGCAAGGAUAGAAAACUGACAGUCUUCCCAUUUUCGUACGAAAACGGGCGACUACGAGUCAAUGGAGUGAACUACCCAGUCAGAAAAAUCGAGUCAUUUGACUUCUGCAACAAUUAUUUUGAAGACUCGCAGUGGGAAGCAAUCGAAGAUUUCAUCGGCCAAAGCCAUAAGACGAAAGAAUUUAAUUUUUCUCACAACAAAUUCGAAACUCUUCCCGUCAGCGUUCUGCAAAGACUGACCAAGGGCGCUGAGCUCAACAUGGACGGCAACGAAAUCUGCAAAUUUGACUGUGAGGGUUUCGAUCUCCGACAGUUCAGUGGAAAACUCAAUUUGUGCCUUCAAAACAAUCCAAUUAGUUCUGUUCCCUUUGAGUUCAUCCCUGCAAUGGGGUACUUUAACAAAUUCGAGUAUGAUGAUGGAGUUCUUGGCAGAAACAAGUCCACUUGA
Molecule: messenger RNA, 4770 nt
Organism: Oikopleura dioica
Lineage: Eukaryota; Metazoa; Chordata; Appendicularia; Copelata; Oikopleuridae
Source: the annotation of a GenBank genome assembly